This is a messenger RNA of Tilletiopsis washingtonensis, 3035 nucleotides long. RefSeq lists its product as hypothetical. Gene Ontology annotation, cellular component: U4/U6 x U5 tri-snRNP complex; catalytic step 2 spliceosome. NCBI's taxonomy places the organism in Eukaryota, Fungi, Basidiomycota, Exobasidiomycetes, Entylomatales. The coding region runs from base 1 to 2847 and encodes 948 amino acids. Gene Ontology annotation, biological process: spliceosomal tri-snRNP complex assembly; mRNA splicing, via spliceosome. The transcript has 2 exons. Gene Ontology annotation, molecular function: protein binding. The record is from RefSeq and is a predicted model, not a curated record.
AUGGCGUCCGUCAACAACAAGCUUGCGUUCCUGAACCAGGCGCCGCCGGCCAACUAUGUGGCGGGUCUGGGACGUGGCGCCUCGGGCUUCACCACGCGCUCGGACAUCGGUCCGGCGCGCGAGGGCCCGAGCCAGGACACGAUCAAUGCCGCACGCGCUAAGCGCGGCGAGGGCCCCGAGAGCGGCGACGGGCCGGGCCAGGAGGAGGACGCCGACGCCAACCAGGACCCGGAGAACGAGACGGGCCUCUUUGCCGGCACCGUAUACGAGCGCGACGACGAGGAGGCAGACCGCAUCUGGCAGAGCGUCGACGACAACAUGGAUGCGCGGCGGCGCAAGCAGCGCGAGGCGCGCGAGAAAGCCGAGCUGGAGAAGUACCGGGCAGAGCGGCCCAAGAUCCAGGCGCAGUUUGCAGACCUCAAGCGCGGCCUCAGCGCCGUGAGCGACGAGGAGUGGGCGACGCUGCCCGAGGCGGGCAACCUGACGGGCAAGCGGCGAAAGGCUGCCGCUGCGCGAGCUGGCAACGACCGUACGUACGCCGUGCCGGACAGCGUGCUCAUCGGCAAUCGCGACCGCACCGCGACGGAGAGCUCGCUGAGCGCCGAGCAGAUGGAGGACGGCACGGCGACGGCCAUGGGCACGACGACGAGCCUGACGGAGAUCGGCGAGGCGCGCAACAAGAUCUUCAGCCACAAGCUCGACCAGGCCGGCAGCUCGAGCCGCGCCGACGGCACGGCCUCGUCGCUCGGCACGUCGUCGACCAUCGACCCCAAGGGCUACCUCACUGACCUCUCGUCUGUGAAUGUCAAGUCCAGCACCGAGAUUGGCGACAUCAAAAAGGCGCGCAGCCUGCUCGACAGCGUCAUCAAGACGAACCCGAAGCACGCGCCCGGCUGGAUCGCCGCAGCGCGCCUCGAAGAGGUGGCGGGCAAGAUGGCCAUUGCGCGCAAGGUCAUUGCGCAGGGCUGCGAGAACUGCAAGAUGAGCGAGGACGUGUGGCUGGAGAGUGCCCGGCUGAACACGCGCGACAACGCCAAGGUUGUGCUGGCGCGUGCCAUCGCUGCGGGCCUCACGACGUCGGUCAAGAUCUGGCUCAAGGCUGCCGAGCUCGAGACGGACACGAACAGCAAGAAGCGCGUCAUCCGCAAGAGCCUCGAGUACAUUCCCAACUCGAUCAAGCUGUGGAAGGAGCUCGUCAACCUCGAGGAGUCGCACGAGGACGCGCGGAUCUUGCUCAGCGGCGCAGUCGCAGCAGUGCCGGGUUCCGUCGACCUCUGGCUGGCGCUGGCGCGCUUGUCGAGCCCGCAGGAGGCGCAGUCGGUGCUGAACAAGGCGCGCCAGACGCUGCCAAGCAGCCACGAGAUCUGGAUUGCCGCGGCGCGCCUCGUCGAGCAGACGAGCAACGACGAGGGCAAGGCGGCCGACGAGACGCAGGCGAACCUCGACCGCACGAUGGCUACGGCUGUCAAGCGCCUGCAGAAGGCCGGCGCUGUGCUCAAUCGCGAGCAGUGGCUCAAGGAGGCGGAGCGCGUCGAGCGCGAGGGCAGUCCGGCGACGUGCGCGGCCAUCGUCAAGGCGACGAUCGCGCUCGACGUGGAGGAGGAGGACCGGCGGACAGUCUGGGUCGAGGACGCACAAGCAUGCGUCGAGCGCGGCUGCAUCGAGACGGCGCGCGCCAUUCUCGCCUAUACGCUGCGCGAGUUCCCCGAUCGGCAGAGCAUCUGGCGCCUGGCCGUCGACAUCGAGAAGAAGCACGGCACGCCGCAGAGUCUCGAAGGCCUGCUGGAGCGCGCCGUGACCAUGUGUCCCAAGGCCGAGGUGCUCUGGCUCAUCUACGCCAAGGAGAAGUGGCAGGGCGCCGGCGACGUGGCGGCGGCACGGCAAGUGCUCAUCCGCGCGUUUGACAAGAACAUGGGCUCCGAGGAGAUCUCGCUCGCCGCCGCCAAGCUCGAGUCGGAGAACGGGCAGAAGCAGGCGGCCGGCCUGCUCCUGCAGCGCGCACGGCAGGAGGUCAACACGCCGCGCGUCUGGCUCAAGAGCGCUGUCUUUGAGCGCAACGACAGGCGCACGACCGAGGCGCUCGAGCUGGUGCGCGAGGCGCUGAAGCGCUUCCCUACCUUCUGGAAGCUGCACAUCAUGCACGCGCAGCUGCUCGAGGCCGUCACGCCGCCGGGCGAGGACGGUGCGCACUUCCGCGCCGCGCGCGAGGCGCUUACUGCCGGCCUUAAGGCGUGCCCUACAUCUGCGGUGCUCUGGAUCAACGCAAGCCGGCUGGAGGAGCGCGCUGGCCUGGCGAUCCGCGCACGUGCGCUGCUGGAGAAGGCGCGCCUCAAAGAGUCGGAGGACAAGGACGUGCUCUGGCACGAGGCGGCGUGCGUCGAGGAGCGCUCGGGCAACGCGCCGCAGGCGAAGGCGCUCAUUGCGCGCGGCCUGCAAGAACACCCCAAGUCCGGCCUGCUGUGGGCUGCGUCCAUCUGGCUCGAGCCGCGAGCAGCACGACGCACACGCAGUGCCGAUGCGCUCAACAAGACGGGCGACGACGCGCGCGUCAUUGCGAGCGUGGCGCGCAUGUUCUGGAACGAGCGCAAGACGGAGCAGGCGCGCAAGUGGUUCGAGCGUGCCACCAAGGCGAACGCGGACUGGGGAGACGGCUGGGCCUGGUGGGCCAAGUUCGAGGCGCAGCACGGCACGGACGACAGCCGGCGAGCGGUGCGCGAGCGCUGCAUCCGCGCCGAGCCGCACCACGGCGAGCAGUGGCAGCUGGCGCUCAAGGACCCCAAGCAUCCCAACCGGCGCACCGAGGAGGUGCUCGACGUCGUGUCGGCCGCGCUCGUCGUCACGACAUAGCCCCGCGGCGGCCGUGCGUCGAGGACCGUGCUCCCAUCUCACAUGUACACUACACAUUCGGCAAUCCGUCAUCCUCCAGAGCGCGGCGCUUGUUCGCAGUGGAGCUGCUGCGGCAGUCACGCGUGCAUUGCGCGUCUAGGAGUGAGAGUGAUCGGCGCCGUGCAACCUUGAGCCCGUGUCUAGUGUGU